CCUGACAGACGGCGGCAUUAAUUCGGAUUAACUGCUCUAAUCGGGGUUAAUUCGAGAGUUAUCUCAGUUAACUCCGUUUGCUAACUCCCAUUUAAUCCUCAAAAUUUUAGAGAGUUAGUGGGAGUUCGUGGCAUUUUCGUUGGCAACAUUGUUAAACAUGGCCGCUAUUAACCUAUUGUGAAUGAAAAUAUGCAAAACUGACAGCUGUUUUUCAAAUAAAUGUAAACAAAAACAUACGCAUGCAAUGAAAUAGCUUUUUUAAUAAUUAGUAAUAUUUUACUAAUUGUGCGGCUAACAACCGCAAUAUUUGCCUUCCAUCCAAUUUUAUUUUACCAAAAUGGAAAUAUUAUUGCCAAUCAGCUGUUAUGGGAGUUUAUAACUCGCUUUGCUGCCGUCUGUCAUCUACAUAUUUGGAACUGAUUAAAAGCGCAGUUAAUCCGAAUUAACUAUGCCGUCUGUCUAGGCUAUAAGUUUCACAAAUUAUAGUGAUAUUCAAAAUAGUAAAUAAAUAUUUUUGCAAUUCCUCUUUUGUUUUUUAUAAAUGUAGAAAUCAAUUUAUUUUUUUGUUUUUAAUGUGAAGUGGUCAAUAUGACAAUAAUCGGCUAAAUUAAUUUCGAAAAUGCAACCAUUUUUGUUCAAAAGAAGUAUUUUCUUCUCUAGGUAUUUAGGUGGAAUAACUCUUAACGAAUUUUUCAUACCGUGCCUUGAAAUACCAAUUAAUAUUAAAGAAAACAAUUAUUUCGAAAGCCAUACAAAUAAAAUACAUAAACAUUUAACCUUUUUUUAAGCUAUUUACUAUUAUUUUUCAUUUUCGAAAAAGAAAAAGAGGAGGCAAACCAUUGUGAUAUUUCUUAAUAUUUAGUUGUUGAAUUAUUAAAUUACAUAAUUAGUAUUAAGUUCUUAUCGAGUGCAUCUCUGAAAAAUCCAAUCAGCAGUGUUCCUCAAUUAAUUUGUCCGUCAUAUACAUAGUUAUUGACUAUUCAUAUUUGUAUUUAUAUUGCAUUCAUUUAAUAACUAUCAAUCGGAAUUUUUCCAUCCGCUCUGUUAACCCAAUUAUGCCAACAAUACAAUUAGUGGAACAACAUUUUUUUAUAUACCAAACAUGAUUGGACAAUGAAAUACAUUAUUCUGUGUACUACAUGCUUACUCCAACAAUUAGGUGGUUUACAUAUACAUAUAUGUUUGUUUAUAAAUACAUAUAGUUCGAACAAUUGAAAAAUAUCUUUAGAUCAAUUAGGCUAUUAUCUUUAACUAAUUCACUUCUUCUCUUUUCUUAUGUUAUUUACGUACAUAUACAUAUUACAUUUUUUUGCACUGUAUAUACAUUCACUUCCUGUACUGACUCAUAUUGUAAUUUUUGCAUAAAUAUUUAUUUACCUUCAAAUUGUCACUUAUUCUGCCACUCUCCCCCUCUUCCUCUUUCUACUACCUGUUUAACCGUUGGCUCUUUCAUGUGUAUUUUAUAUAUUUCCUGUUGUUAACCACGUACUAUUCAGUUGAACGUCCAUAACUCUAACUUCUAUAACUCGAAGUUCGUCAUAACUCGAACUCCUGACUUGGCAAUAUAAGUAAAAUUUCUUACAAAUUACCUUACGUAACUCGGAAGUCUCUCUAACUCGAAGUAAUUUGUGGAUUAUGCUGUUUCGAGUUAGGGAAGUUCGAAUAUGUACAUAUUUACCUUGUCCCGAAAUCUGACUUGCCGACUAGUUAACUGUAUGGUUGUUGUUUCUAGUAAUAAGUGUUCAAGUCUGUUUAUUAAGCUCUCGCAACAAAGUUGCUAAGAGAGUGAUCAGGAUGAAAUCUAAGAUAUCUUGGUGAAACUUGGAACACAUGUUCUUUGGGACUGCUAUCGAAAAUGGUCGAAAUCGGACCAUUGCCACAGCCACAAAAUGGCUAAAACCGAAAACCCAUAAAGCGUCAUAACUAUGCCAUUAAUAAAGUUAUAAAGGUAAACUUUUCUAUAAAUGAUCGCACUAGGAAGGGGCACAUUUCGAUGUAAUUUUUUUAGGAAAGUAGGCGUGGUCCCGCCCCAAAUAGGUCUUUUGUAUAUAUAUCGCAAAACCAAUAAAGCCAUAUACACCAAACUUUCUGCAGUCACUUCCCAUAACACAUCAUACAAAUAAGUGAAAUCGGUUAAUAACCACGCCCAUCCCUAAAACAAAGGUUGUGUUGAAAGUUACUAAAAGCGCGUUAACUCACUAACUGAAAACACCAGAAGCAUUACAGUUUACAGAAGAAAUGACAAAAGGAAGCUGCACUCAGGUUUUUUAUGGAAAUUGGGCGUGGGAAAAAACUAGGAACUACUCUACCGAUUUCAAUGAAAUUAUUUUCUUAUUACCUUGAUAGCAUAGAUGGAAAAUGGGCGAAACCACGACUACUUUCCAUCUAACUCAAUUUUGAAUUCCAUCUGAUUCCCUAACUUUAUAAUUUAUACAUAAGGAACCGAUAAAGAUAGCGGAAUAAAACUUUACACAAAUAUAGUAAUCACCGCUUAAGUGCUCCUUCUUAACAUACAAUACUUUUGAGACACUUAAGCGGGAAAGGCACUUAAAUGAAUCCCGCUUAAGUGCCUCGAGGUACUCACCAAGCUUUUGCUCAAAUACUUCGAUCUAAUAUUUUAACAUUUAGAAUGAAAGUCACAUUUAUUUCUUAUUAAUAACAAAAAUACUUAUUAAUAAGCGGAUGCUCUUAAAUAAAUAUUAUUAUUAAAUAAAUAUUAUUACAAACUUGUUUCGCACUUUCAAUUCCUUUGCACUUUAUUGAUGCAGUUAUCAUCAUUUCGCAGUCGUAAUACGACACAUUAAAAUUUUUAUUAAGUUGAAAAAACGAACACCAGAAAAAGGGAUAAACCCCCACAAUAAACAUGGUUUGAUAUGGCACAAAAUUGCUAUAAAACAAGUAAGGAAAGGCUACUAAGUUCGGGUGUAACCGAACAUUUUAUAUUCUCGCAAUUUAUUGAUGUAAUUUUAUAAAGAUAACACAAUUCGACACAUAUAUUCUGAUUAAAGUUCAAUAGAAUAACGAAAAUCAUCAUAAAUAGUAAUGGGCACUGAGGUAAUUCCUGAACCGUUUUCACCACCAAGAUAUAAUAUAUCGAAGACUAUACGCCCACUUAAUUUUAUAUUAUCUAUAAUUAGGUAUAUGGGACCUGGGGGAAGUUAUGACCCGAUUUUAACCACUUUUGGUACAUAGACAAAAAAAAAAUUCAGAGGGAAUGAAUUACAUUAAAAUAUCUGAGAGAUUUAUCUACAUUUUCGGUGAAAAAUUAUUCUUAGGCACCGAGUUCUUCAUGUUUGAUAUCAGGGGCCUUGAAAAGUCAUGGUCCGAUUUUGACAAUUUUUCCACAAGUGAUGUCACAGCUCAAAUACAGUAUUUGUGUAAAGUUUUAUUCCGAUAUCUUCAUUGGUUUUUAAUGUAUAUACGAGGGCUGCUAUAUAUGUAUAUUUCUGGCCUACUAAUGAAAAUAGGAAUAUUUAUCAACGAAAAUGGUUUUAUUGUUUUUCAAAAUAUUCUCCAUCAAGAUUUAUACAUACACUUUUGCAUGCGCUCAAACCAAUUUUCGAAGCACUUUUUUGAGCCUUUUUUUGAGCGAUUGUCAAAUUGUGCGGGAUCCAACGAGAACAAACCUUUUUUACGGUCAGGUGUUCAUGCAAUAUCGAAUGUAUGCUGGUGGGAGAAAUGCAUAAGUCUUGCAUUAUCAGUUCACGUACGGCAUCGAUGUUUUCUGGCACAACGACUGUUUUUGGACGACCUUCACGGAAUUCGUCAUUGAGCGAGCGUUGGCCACAUUAGUGGGCGACGCCACGCCCAUUUUCCAUUUUGUAAAAAAAUCUGAGUGCAGCUUCCAUCUGCCAAUUCUUAUGUGAAAUUUAGUGUUGCUGACGUUUUUCGUUAUUGAGUUAACCCACUUCUAGUAGUUUUCAACCUAACCUUUGUAUGGGAGGUGGGCGUGGUUAUUAUCCGAUUUCUUUCAUUUUUGGACUGUAUAAGGAAAUGGCUAAAAGAAACGACUGCAGAAAGUUUGGUUUAUAUAGUUUUUUUGGUUUGCAAGAUAUAUACAUAAAACCUAUUUGGGGGCGGGGUCACGCCCACUCUUCAAAAAGAAUUUCAUCCAAAUGUGCCCCUCCCUAAUGCGAUUCUAUGAAGAUAUCUUAAUUUUUACUCAAGUUACAAGUGACAACAGAGAAUUCAAAUUUGCAAAUGAACGAUGACAUCUAAUCUUGAUUAAAGAUUUGUGUUGGAUUAUGAGUGGCAAACUAAUGACUAAAAUUCAUAUGCCAGCGUCAAAUCAUCAAAUCAGAAAUGUACUAAAUCGUACAUUGUGAGCGUGCCUACUUUGGAACAACAAGUAUCAAGAAAUGUUUGGUGAAAAGUUUGAUUUCACUUUUAUCAAAAGCAACAAACGCGCAAUCAUAACAACUCCAUUAGACUGCAGCAACAACAAGCACAAAAUCACAACCACAAUCAGAGUAACGACAACCAAAACAUGACAAGAACAAGUGAACCUAAACCGAGUUCAAUUAAUGGCGAACAUUACAAAGCCGCGACUGCAGCCAUCCUGAGUAAUGCAAGCGUUCUUACGAAUGGCGGAACAGAAGCCCCAACAACGACUGUUAAUUCGUCAGCAGCGGCAACUGCUCAACCAACAUCAGUUUCGCUGGAUGACGCAGCAACAGCGACAGGCACACCGGUGGCGGCAGUCGAAGCUUCAACGCCAGUGACAAGAAACACGGACGAAAGUCUGGCACGCACCACCGGUUAUGCAAACAUUUCGCGCCGUACCCUCAACAACAGCAACAACAGUGCCAUUGGCGGAAAUGGCAACUCGGCCACGACAGCUGAUAACGCGACUAGUAACGCGACGUCGGACAACUGCCGCAAAUUGGCCGCCACUCUGGAUAAUCUCGAUGUGGCUAUGGUGCGCGAUUUGACCGAUGACGACGGAGUGGACUCGUACAUAGCCUUUCAGGAGUGUCUGGGCGUUUCGACGACAGAGGAUACUUCUUAUACCAGUACGGUGACGAGAACGUGAAUAAAAUGUGGAAUAAAAAUCGAAACUGACAUUCCAUAUAAACAGAAAUUUAUUAUUCAAAACAUCAGAGUAGGCGUUAAUUUCUUAAAAAUGAAAAGAAGAUGGCAAAAUAAAAAAUGCUUCAUUCAAAAUAUUUUCAUUUCAUUUGAUAAAGAUGGAAAAAGAAAAUUUAACUGACAAAAAAUAAUGUUGUCUAUGGUUGAAUAUUUGUAGAUUUGAAAUUUUUAAUUUAACUUUACCUGAUCGUGUGAUAGUUAAAUUACAAAUCGUUGCAUUACAAAAUUCAGUUUCAGUGUAAGAAGUGGUAAAAUUUACUUAUUGAGAAAGGUUUUAAUAUCUCAAUAAUUGAAUCUCAUUAGCUUUCUGCAAAUAAUUUUUAGCAGGUAUUUGGUUAAAGCGUUGUUGUUAUGCAUUGGCUUGUUGACUCUGCGUUUAUGUAACACAAAUCCACUAAUGUUGCCAUAAAGCUACGCAAAUACUCGGCUGUUAAAUGCUUAUGCGCAUCACGUUGCCCUGUAGCGAAUUUAAAUAAAAUUUUUAUGUAUAUAAAAUUUUCAAGUGGAUUCUGUUUCUAGGUGAUAUUAGAAAGAAAAUAAACGUAAAAUGAAAAAAAAAAUCCACUUGGCGCUUUUUUUGGCAGCGAAAAUAAGAUUUUCAUUCUUUGAUCUAACGCUUCUUUUGAAAAAUAAAAUUAUCACCCUAGCAAUGCAUUUUAAAACAAAAGUUUCCAGUAUAUUUUGGAAGUAGUAAAUGUCAGCUGUCAAAAAGAGCUUGUUUGUGGUACUAAAAUUAUGUUUUUUCUGAAAAUUUAGAAUUUAAAUUGUAAAAUUUGCAGAAGUUUUAUCAUUUUUCGAAUUUUAGGACCAAGUUUUACUGUAAUCAGCGGGAACAGACUCACACGAUUGUUCGCUAAAGUAUCCUAAUCCCUUAUUGGUUUUCGUACAAAAAUAUGAUACAUGGUAAAAGAUUGCAUGAAUCUUUGGUAUAACUGGAAUUCCAAGGGAUUCGUAACUCUUUUUAAAAGCGUCGAUAUGCUUUUGAAAAUUGAAAUCUAGUUCGAUUGAAAAGCAUCCGUCAACAACUUUUUUCAAUGCUCGAAACGUAUCAACAUAUUUUGCGCAACUCAAACAUUUCAUGCCAUCUAAUAUGUCUAUCUUAUUUAACAAAGUUUUACACGCAUUACCUGCAAAAGUCGGAGAUCCAUAUGUAAACUGACGUUCAACAUUGCAUUUUUUGGCCCAUUGUAAACUGACCUUUUCGUUUUCCAACAUCAUAUGUUUGAAUAAAGUAUUGACACCACCUAAUAAUAAGUGUAAUUCUGGAGGAGGGAUGACAUGUAGCACUUCUUUAUAAUCGUUCGGCAAAAAGAGUGGUGGGUUUACACAAUUUUUAAAGAACUUAGAAUGUUUAAAAACUUUCCCUUUCGAGCACCAGCUUCUGAAGUUUUUUAAACAAUUUUCUGUUGUCCUUGCGGGUCCACAAUUAUUGAGAUUAAGAUGAGAUAUUUCACACCGUGUACACGGAUGUGAACUACUAUGUCCCAUUAGAACAGGAACGAUGUUGGCAAGCUU
Molecule: messenger RNA, 6603 nt
Organism: Zeugodacus cucurbitae (melon fly)
Lineage: Eukaryota; Metazoa; Arthropoda; Insecta; Diptera; Tephritidae
Exons: 4
Coding region: 4487-5032 (181 amino acids)
Source: RefSeq, a predicted model, not a curated record